AAUGGGAAUUAAUUAAAGAACUUUUACAAGUUCUUGGACCAUUCGAAGAAGCAACCAGAUACUUGGGUGGUUUCUAUUAUGCAACACACAGUCUUAUGCAUCGGGUUGUAAGAGAAUUGAAAAAUAUUUUUAAAUCAAAUCAAGUAAAUGAAGAUGAAUCAUAUAAUAUUAAAGAUCACAAUGCAUUUGAUGAUUAUGAGGAAGAGGAAUCACAAAAUGAACAAUCUCGAAUUAAGUUAAACAAACCAGUAAAUACUACAGGCCUCUUAGAAAAA
This is a messenger RNA of Dentiscutata heterogama, 275 nucleotides long. Lineage: Eukaryota; Fungi; Glomeromycota; Glomeromycetes; Diversisporales; Gigasporaceae. The record is from the annotation of a GenBank genome assembly.